UCCCACAAAUUUUCACACAUCAUCCUAUGAAAAACAGCUUCUAUCGAGUAAUGGGUGAAUACACGAAAACUCACACCUUUGUGGUUCUGGAAAAACUAAUCUCAUUUGGUGUAUCUUUUGGCGUAUUUCACUGAAUCUUGGGUGGAUAUAGGUUACAUGGAAAGCAACGUGCUCUCGACCCAAUUCCAGGCCUGACAGUCUCCAGGGACCUCACAAGCCUCACCCGGACUUUCAGAUCUCAGUGAACAAGCGGAGAAAGGGAAACAGCCAUUAAGUUCCUGGCAAAGUGGCUGAAAAACUUGAGGUGAGUGGCGGGCGAAGUGGCCACGCGGACCAAUGAUCCCUUCUCCACCCCAGACCCGGAGACCGAGGCCUGAAGCGGCUCCUGCCCCGUCCCACUCCACCUCGAGGCAGCUGCGGGCUCGCGGUCGCGAAAGUCACCUGUGAAGGAAUCGGGGUAGAUGGACUCGAGAGCCUCCAGCUCAUUGCGCUGCUCUUCGCCGUAAUCUGUCAUCGUGGCCCUCGCUGCUACCCAUGGGUCGCCCCGAUACCAGGGAGCGCGCUGCCGCUCAAACCGCGGCCGCGCCGGUUGUCGGGCGGGCGCAGGCGCAGAGUCUCCGGCUGGAAGUCCCGCAGACCAAAGCCAGGCCGGGCCUGCUGAGCCACAACCCCGCGUCGCCCUCCGUCUGAGCCCUAGUGCCGCGUUCGACUCAUUCAGCCUGGCCAGUGGGACACUGACUUGCCGCCUCUUCCACGCCUGCUCAACAUUUGCUGGGCUCCUGGAGGCAUCCGGUCUGGCAUUCGCUAAGGACACCUAGGGCCGCUGCUGGGCUUUGCCGGGCCUACGCCUGAGAAGCCCUCAGCGAGGCAUCUUCGUUCGAUGUGUCUGGGCUGAAAGUUCACUUCGCGCGUCUGGUGGGACGCUGUCUAGUGGUGGGCGGUGGGGACAACUGCGAACUUGCGCUUUUUUGCGGUUUCUGGUUUACCUGCUACUGAAGCUAGGCGCAUGCCAGCUUAGUGUGUAUGUUGGUGAGGUUCAGGUCAUUUCUGCGCUUCUAGAAGUUCAAAUUGCUGGGCUUCAUUAGGAGUUGAGCGAAAAGCCUGGGACCCACGUAGAGGCCGAGAAGCGGAAUGGCAUUCUGCUAAUGCGUGGGGCGCUGGGCCCGGCUGCUUAACAAGUAGAGGUGGAUCCGGGGGAAAAUCGACGGGGAUCCGGGAAUCGGACCUCUAGGUUCAGAUUGUUAGACCUCGUUUUUGAAUUUGUGAAAGAACUCGGCGUGCAUAUGAUAAACACGCCUGUGAUGACGUAUUUCUGUGAGUGAUGAAGAGGCUGUAGAUGUCAGUUUUGAUAUGCCGUGUGAAUUUGCCGAACGGUAUAAAAAAUGUUCAGAACCUUUGAUUUGGUAACGCUGCUUGUGAGAAUAACACUGCCAACUCCAAGCGUGCGCAGCGAUCACAAAGAAAAUUGUCAAGAGAACCAUAAGAAGGUGGCGAAAUAAGCGUGAUAUUUUCAUGAGAGGAAUAUAAAGUAACUAUUUAGGUUUGUAUUUAGGUUUGCAAUAAAGGAACUCAGGUUCUUUUAUUAUAUGAUUAUGUGAAGUAGAAUAUGUGGAAAAUGUAAGAAAAUACUCCCGACAUAUUAAUAGAUUUUUCCCCACAUUUCUUUUUCUUUUUCUUUUCUAUUGUAAAUCUGGUUUCACUUCUACAGUAGGGGGAGCACUUUUUAAAUAACUCUCUAAUGAAGGCUCUAACAUUUUCUUUGUUAAAAUGAUGAUGUCUCAUGACCCGAAAGGCAUCUCAAUUUUUUAUUUGGAAAUAUUGCUUACUUAUAACAGGAAUACUUUAUAAUAGACAUACUCAAGAACACUACUCUUUACCAAUUCCAUGUCUUAAAUAUUCUUUUAAACUCUGAGGGUAGGGCAAUCUCCUUACUAUACUGAGAAUCAAAUAAAAUGCAUGGAAUAACUUUCCAAAUAUAAGGUGUUUCUUUUCUGGAUAUCUUUAAUUCAGAGGAAUUACAAUUAUUUAUCUCUUUUCAGGAAAAAGCGUCUAGGCAGAAGGAACAGCCACUGCAAAGAUUUUCAGUGCAAAGGUGCGAUUUGAUGAAGAAAAGCACAGAUGGGACACCUGUAAUGGAACACAAUUGAGAAGACUAAGUCUGGAGAAAAUUGCCCAGAGUCACACAGAAAUGAGUGGAAGAACCAAGAGCAGGACCCAAGUUGUCUGGCACCCUCUUUUAACCCCCAUGCCAGAUCUGGCUUCAACUUGUCUACAAAGUGAUGAAUACAUUCUGCUUACAAGUGACACUCACAAAACCGUACCACAUGCAAAGUUUGACGAGAAAGCAAAGAAUGAAAGCAGUAGAGGGCAGAAGUAGCCUUCCUGCCUCAUAGCAAGGAGGAACUUGCAAAACCCAGAACGGACAAAGACUGAUGCACCUCUAAGUUACAGACAAAAGAAAAGAAAUUGAAGAUCACAUUCUUCCUCUACCAAGCACUAUGUCUCGCCCUGCACAUAGAAGACCGGAAUACCAAAAAAUUAACAAAGAUCUCUUUGUCCUCACCUAUGGAGCUCUUGUUGCCCAACUGUGUAAGGAUUAUGAAAAAGAUGAAGAUGUGAACAAAUACUUAGAUAAAAUGGGUUAUGGCAUUGGAACACGGCUGAUAGAAGACUUUUUGGCUCGAUCCUGUGUGAGAAGAUGCCACAGUUAUUCAGAAAUUAUAGACAUAAUUGCCCAGGUUGCUUUCAAGAUGUACUUGGGAAUUACACCAAGUGUGACCUGCAACAAUUCAAGCAGAAAUGAGUUUUCCCUGAUUCUAGACAAGAAUCCUCUGGCAGAGUUUGUGGAAGAACUUCCUGCUGGGCGAUCUUCUUUGUGCUACUGCAAUUUACUCUGUGGGGUUAUCAGAGGUGCCCUGGAAAUGGUUCAUUUGGCUGCUGAUGUUACAUUCUUGCAAGACAGACUGAAAGGCGACAGUGUGACAGAAAUAGGAAUAACAUUUCUGAAAAAGCUAGACGAGAAAAAAUACAGACGGAAAAAAUGAAGAAUAAUGUGCAAAAUGUGACAGGGUGGGUAGUUGAGGAGUGAAACACAUAUAGUUAUAGAAAUUUUGAAUCGCUUAAUAGCAUGAGCUUUGAAAGGCUUAUAAAUCAGCCAGAAAUUUAAAAUGCAGAGCAUGUGAAUUUUCUUUUGCAUAUUUUUAAUCUCAUGUUCAUAGUAUUUUACACACAAAUAACUCUUUAUGAGAUAGCAAGCAUGAAUCCUACCUAUUACCCAGUCCAUCCCUGGGGAGUCUAUUCAUCCCAUUUACUUAUGGUAAUAGGAGAAAAAAGCCACCACCUACUGAAACAGUAUAUUAUCUCUUUUCAGUAGGACAAUGAAUGAAAUGAUACAGCAUAAAGUUCAUUAAAUAGAGACAGUUCCUAGAUACUACCUACUGCAUUCUCUAGAGAAGGAAUUUCAUUUGUAACACUUUCCCAUAUUUUUGAGAAAUUAUGGAUUUUUCUCAUAUAUUAUCUUAGCAUAUAGCUUCAACAUCCUAAAGCUACUCUUGAUUUGUAACCACCAAAACAGGCUAUUGAUUUGUAUGUCAAUCCUGAAGCAUUUAAAAAUAGCAUUUAAUUUUUAUUUGUUUAACUUUUAGGUAGCUAGAAUUAACAAAAUUCCUCUUUUUUUUUUUCCCAUGUAAUAUUGAUGACCAGUGAGGAAAUCUCCAAAAUGAAUGGUAAAUACUGUUCUUUGAAGAACACUUUGUACCCCAAAGUUUAUUUACUUAGAAUUUUUAUUAUCAUUUUUAAUCCCCCCAAAUCUUCCAAAGAAUAUUUUGUCUGUGGUCAGAACAAUGAACUGCAUUAAAUAAACGGUAAUCUUUGCCAGACCAUCAGUACACAAGGACAGCCUCUAAGACAGCCCAGGAAUUAGUACUGCAGAGAAUUCAGAGUACAAGUAAAAGUUAUAAUUAGCAGGACUUCAUGAAUUACAACUUGUGAUCUGGUAGUGAUAGAGGUCAACUAGGGCUUGAGGAGCCUGACAAUCUAAUCCCAAUUCUGUUUGCAGUGGCGUCAGCUAAUCCUGACUAGUGGCUAACCCUGGGCAACACGCCCCUCUCCUUUUCCUCCCAUCCUUUCAAAAUGAAGAGAUUAGACAUGAUAAAUAUCUAAAGUAAGAUCAGUGUGUUUAAAUGAUAAAAAUGACCACAGCAAUUCCACAUUUGGAGAAAUUAGAAGAUCAUAGGGAAAUUGUUUAGUCCCCCACCUACCCAUUUAUCUCUUUGAAGGCUAUUGAGGUAGGCACAAAAGACCAGAGAGGGUCUCUGGGGCAACUGCAGCAUCAAGGGAAGGUCCUUCAGGCCUGUGGCACAGAAGAUGAGUAUAAUCUGGAAGAAGAUAUCAGCUAUCAGAAGGAUGUUACGAUAUCACAUAUUUUAAGUUGAUGCCUCCAGCAGAAUGCUUGCUUGAAAUCCAUCCCAAAGCUUCUUUCUAGGAUUUUCCCACCUUCUGCUCCAAUGCCUCUUUCUCCUUUGCAGUACACUUUUCCCUCCAGGAACCCAUAGAGACCAAUGUCUAAGGGUCUCCUUCUUAAAUCAGCACCCAACUCGCUCUCUUGAAAAUGUUCCAUGCCUGGAGUAUUCUCUUACCUGUCUAUACCUUCCCUCCUUUUUCUCCCAAUCCAACUAUCAAAAUCCAUCCCAGGAAGGUGACUUAAUCUGUUCUUCUCAGUGAUGCUGAGUGUUUGAAUUAGUGAUGGUUUGGGAAUAAAGUUUGUUCCUGGAACAUCCUUUGUUUUCCUUACCUGGUAGGAAGGGAGUCUCUUGGCAUCAAAUUUAUGCUAUACUUGUUUGCAUUUAAUAUGUGUUCCAACCUGAAGAACAUAAAAAUCUAGAAGUGCUAUCCAUUUGAAUUAUGAGACACUAAUUACAAAUUUUCUAAUAGUCACAUUAAAUAAGUAUAAAGGAAUGGGUGACAUUAAUUUUAAUAAUAUAUUUAAUUUCUACUAAUUAUCCUAAAUAUUAUUAUUUCAACAUGGACAUUUUACAUUUUUUAUACCGAUCUUUGAAUGUCAGUGUUUAUUUUAUGCUUUUAGCCCCUUUUAAUUCAAUGGUAAAUUUUUGAAUUUAAAGCAAAACGUGCUCUCAAAACAAUGAAGUUGUGAUUAGUGGUAGUUAGUAGCUUUAGUUUUUAAAUAAAAAUUAAUUGAAAAUUAAAAAUUCAGUCACUCUUGUCACAUUUUAAGUGUUUAAUGACCAAAUAUGUCUAGCUGCUACUAUAGACAGCAGUGGUCUAGAAUUCCCAAUCAAAAGAUCAUUGAGUCUCCUUCAUCUUUGCCGCAAAGAAAGAAUCAAGAAGAUCCAUGAUCAAGGAAAGAAAGAGAGGAGAUGGGCGAGGCUGGGAUAAGCUAAGAAAAACCAGCAAAAAGAGACUGUCAGAGAUCCAUGAAAUGGUCUGUCUCCACUGAGCA
Molecule: messenger RNA, 5458 nt
Organism: Sciurus carolinensis (gray squirrel)
Lineage: Eukaryota; Metazoa; Chordata; Mammalia; Rodentia; Sciuridae
Gene: Trappc3l
Product: trafficking protein particle complex subunit 3L
Exons: 8
Coding region: 2499-3044 (181 amino acids)
Biological process (GO): endoplasmic reticulum to Golgi vesicle-mediated transport; intra-Golgi vesicle-mediated transport
Cellular component (GO): TRAPP complex; cis-Golgi network membrane; cytosol
Source: RefSeq, a predicted model, not a curated record